GAUAAUUAGAAAAUGAUUUGGGGAAGUUUAGGAAACCAUAAAUAAUCAAGGCUGAUUCGCCCCAGGUCAUUUAUUUUGAAUACUUCUUCCCUGUCUUUCUUAUCGUCAUAUUUACAGCGUUUACAUGCUCUUCGAGCAGCUCGGUUAAUAAACUGUGAUAGGUUAGGUUGUCUUUCAAGACCACCGGCAGAGACUGCGACGUAGGGAACAGGGUAAGGUGCUGAUGGCAUAUGUGUGAUUAAGGCUUCAUUGAGGAAUUAGAAAAACCUAACUCGCCGGGUGAUGGAGAGUCAUGCCUUCACCUCGAAGCUUCCAGAGGCAUCUGAGAAGAGGUUGCCUCGAGCUAUCAGCUUUUCCGAAUUGCCCACGAGGCGUAGAGUUAUUAUUCAACAGGCUGAGGUAUCUGGGGAGCUUGUGAGGCAGUACAGUUGCGAACAGAUUUAUGAUAAAGCUUCCAAUACUAGACAAAUCAACUUUAUAACAUCAGUAACAUCGAAAUUAAAUCCAAAAAUCAGUCACUGGAAGCCUCCAUCAGAAAACAUCAGCUGGCACCAGAGGCUAGCCUCUCUCUCACUGCAACCGAAACACCAUCGACAACAGCUUGAGAUUGAUAACAACAGUCGCAGAACUAGCAAUUCGCCAAAUAAACCUUCCCAGCCUCGACACAGGUCUUCAUUUGGAUUGACUUCGGCCUGCCGGCUCCAAAUGACUCCCCCUGAAGCAUCUGCUCACCCGUCAGGACAAUCGCCCCCAGACAUUCCCGAAAAGAGCUUGGAGUUCUCUGAAAGGACGACCAAACUCCGACCUUUAAUAUCCACGGAGUUCUCCAAGCCUGUCAGGCGAGGAUCGACUAUGAAUAAACUCAUUUUUUUCGGUCUGAUGAGCGCUCUAGUGCUGAUCGUCUCGACACUAAUAUCAGAUUACAAUCAGAAGCCCUUGGACUUCACGAAUACCACAGCUGAGUUGAGAAAAAAUGUCUUGGGACAGACUGAAGCAGUGGAGACGUUGGUCGGUCAUUUUCAAUCGAAUUUCGAUGAUUUUACAGUUGUGAUUUUGCUGGGGGGUAUAGGGGUCGGUAAAACCUAUACAGCGAACAUAAUAAAGCAUAAUUUCCCCUACAAAAACAACAUCUUCGAGUAUUAUGCGCCGAUAACGAACCCGAUUGCCUCAGCUUAUGAAUCUUUGUCUCAUUUUCUUUGCAAUCUGGUGAUCGUGGAGAACAUGAAGACUGAAGACGCGAAGGACUUCGUGAAUUUCGCAAAGUUCAUUCAAGGACAGGAGACACGUCCUUGUAUGAUUAUCCUGGGGGUCUUGAACCCGCAGGUGACUGAUGACGGGUUGAAAAGGACUAUGGAUCUGGAGAAGACGAACGACGAGUUGGUGAAUUUGUUUAGGGAGGAGGGGAUUAAGGGGACUGUCGUCAGGUUUGAUUCCCUCGGACCUGAGAUCAUUGGAGAGUGCGUGAUGAGGGAAGUUAGGGACACCGGGAUGACACUGGCUGACGGGGAUUAUGAGGCUAUAAAAUCGCAGUUAUUGCGGAUGGAUUGUGGCUGCAAGGGUGUGCGGGGAAAAAUGCAUAUGUACAUAAAAAAAGAUGUUUUGUGAUAGACGAGAUAUUAUGUUUUUGUUGACGAAUUGUUUUGAAUUAUUGAGAGAAUAGUUCUGAUUUUUCUAAUGAUGGUGUCCGUAGAAUGUUGAGUGAUCCAGGAGAUGAUGUAGAAGUGAAGGAACAAUGCCAUCGUCGAUCAGCGACAGAAAUAAUGUUAUGAUGUGAACGUAAAACGAAUUAUAAUAAUUAAUAGUUAAUUAACUAUUUGUUCUAAUUUUAAUGAACUAUCCUCCUCUAUUUAUUGAUACUAUAAUCCUUACAUAAGUACGAUAGCAAUAAAUAAACAUGAUAUUUUUUCGAAA
Diachasmimorpha longicaudata is the source of this 1911-nucleotide messenger RNA. RefSeq lists its product as uncharacterized. The coding region runs from base 283 to 1605 and encodes 440 amino acids. The record is from RefSeq and is a predicted model, not a curated record. NCBI's taxonomy places the organism in Eukaryota, Metazoa, Arthropoda, Insecta, Hymenoptera, Braconidae. The transcript is spliced from 3 exons.